Molecule: messenger RNA, 1251 nt
Organism: Gongylonema pulchrum
Lineage: Eukaryota; Metazoa; Nematoda; Chromadorea; Rhabditida; Gongylonematidae
Source: the annotation of a GenBank genome assembly
UUGAUCCAGGAAGCGCCAGAAUUCAUUCACAGUGCAGAAGAGCCGAGCGCAGUGAAACGUGGACCUCGUAUAUCUACCGACAGCGAUGAUGAUUUUGUGAAAGUGCACGCAGAUGGAUUACGGGAGAGUGAAAGUAAUGGUGAAGCGGCCUAUGAACAUUUCACUGAUUCGACCGGGCGAACAGACGAAGCGACUGUGCGAGCUCUUCCUAGUGGCAGCAUCCAUGCACGGACUGAUAGGGAAUCAGUGGAAGAUCAGCAGCAAGCGAUAGCCCCAGUUACAUCGGAUAUAUUAAGUGCACAACAAACGAUUCCAGAGUACAGACAAGCUACACCUCUCCAUCCAGAAUUGGGAGCUACACAGAAACCUGAAGAAGGAGCUUUUGAGAUUGUUGGCAAAAUACAAGAACAGCCCGAGGAAUCAGGAAUGACAACAAGAACGGUCCCAGGAACAGCUGAAGGAUACGCUGCACCGAAGGAGCAGUCUCCGUUCCAGAUUAUUAAUGCAACAGCACAGCAAGCUCUGUCUGCUGAAGAAAAUAAACGAUUGGCGGAAGCAGAGAUGUACGUGCAAGAUGCAAUUGAGUAUGUAGCCGCUUACGAGCCUCGCCCGGAAACGUCGACAGGCUUUAUCGUUGAAGAAGAUAUGUUGGAUAGCGUGGCCAGGAGCGAGAGUGCCGCUGCCGCCGCUCUGCAGCCACCUGUUUCCGCCGAAGCAACUAGUGAAAUGAUUGGCACUAAUGAAGUAUUCGAAAAACUGGAGGAGCCGAUGGAACCGGACGAUGCAAUGACCUAUGCCCCCGAAAUACAAUCUAUCGAAAUACCACCCGAUCAAGCGAGCAUUAACAGUGAAAAUUUGUUAGAGUAUUUCGAUCAACUAGCAUUACCACAGAAAACACGGGCCACCAGAAGCUCGCCAAUUUCCAAACCACUGGAAUCCUCGCAGUCGAUCUCAUCGUUACGAAGCACAUCCAGCGGAAGUCAUCGGAUGAGGAAGCAGAGUUCGUUGCUGAGUGUGCUUGGUGUAACAAGUAUGCAGGAGAUGUUGCUUGCUCUCACCUCUCUCCAGGACUUGUCGGAUGCUAUGCGUAAAGCCGGCCUACAGUCCACUAAUCUCAUUUUCGGUAUCGACUACACAGCGAGCAAUAAGUAUCAAGGCGAGCACUGCUUCGAAGGGCGAUCUCUUCAUUCACUGGAUACCCCAACAGGGAAUCCCUACCAGCAGGCAAGUUACAGCUUUGCAACUCUAUAG